AUGGCUACCCCCAAUGUGCUCACCUUUGAUGCUGAGGGUCGGGCUGUCGAUUUUGAGGUCUGGGUCGAUGAUCUGCAGCUUUUCCUGCAGUGCGAUAGAAAAGACGGUCUCUCACUGUUCGAUCUCACGUCCGGCGCCUCUGCUGCCCCUACUGCCGAUGCUGACAGUACUGUUCGCUCACAGUGGGCCACACGCGAUGCUGCUAUCCGUCUUGCUGUGCGUAGUCACCUGCCGUCCACUGAGCGCGCGCACAUUAGUAAGUACAAGAGUGCUAAGACCUUGUACAACGCUGUAGUUGCACGCUACUCUUCCCCUGCCACUGCUGCCCUUAGUCGCCUCAUGCUGCCGUACCUGUUCCUUGACCUCGCCGCCUUUCCCACAGUUGCUGAUCUCAUUACGCACCUUCGCACUAGUGACACUCGCUACCGCGCUGCACUUCCCACUGAGUUCUGCGCCAAGAACCCCCCCCCCCCCCAUGUACAUCACCCUCUACUACCUAGUCACCGGCUCCCUGAAUCCCUUCGCUUGGGGUGCUCCCCCAUUCCCCUUUUGCCCUCUGUUGCCUCUGCUAUUGCUGUCGACCUCGUUGGCACCGAGUCGGUCGGUGCUGCGUCUGCCUCUAGCAGGAGACGCCGCAAUGGCAAGGGCAAGGGCGCUGGAGGAGCUGGUGGGGGCGGUGGUGGUGGCGGUGAAAGGGGCGGAGGGGGUGGGGGUGGCGGUGGGAGUGGUGGCGGGGGUGGGGGCUUAGGUGGCGGCGGUGGAGGCGGAGGCGGAGGCGGCGGUGGCGGUGGGAGCAGAGGAGGCGGCGGUGGCGGCGGUGGCGGCAGCCGCGGUGGAGCUGGUCGGGGUGGCUCUGUGCAGCGGGGAGGCUUCGGUGGUGGUCAGCGCCAGUAG
Closterium sp. NIES-65 is the source of this 894-nucleotide messenger RNA. The record is from the annotation of a GenBank genome assembly. Lineage: Eukaryota; Viridiplantae; Streptophyta; Zygnematophyceae; Desmidiales; Closteriaceae.